CCUGGAAUUUUCCCCACACGCACACAGCAGUGUCUAGAGUUUAAACAGAAUGGUGCGAAAAGCAAAAAAAAAAACACUGAGUGGGUGGAAACGCCUUGUUGAUAGGAGAGGUCAGAGGAAAAUGGCCAGAUUGGUUUGUACUACCAGGAAUGAUGUAGUAACUCAAAUAAUCGCUCUUUAGUGAGCAGGAAAGCAUCUCAGCAUGCAAUGAACUUUGAGGUGGAUGAGUUACAACAGCAGAAGACCACAUCAGGUUCCACUCCUUUCAGCCAAGAACAGGAAUCUGAGACUAUCAUGGGUACAGACUCACCCAAACUGGACAGUCUUCAACUGUCCCUUCCUUCCUUCCUUCCAUCCUUCCCUCCUUCUUAUCUAUCUAUCUUAUCUGUCUAUCUGUCUGUCUAUCUAUCUCCUUACAUAAGUGUCUAUUUAUCAAAUUAUUAAUAUAAAAGCGGGUGAAGAGGCCAAAUUGGUACAAAUACUACUAUUCAUUUAAACUGUAAAUCUAAUGUACAAUACAAAUUAUUAAACUACAUAUUUGAAUUGAAAUUUAAUCGGAAGCGGAACGUUAUGGCGCAGGAACUGAAGUCACAGAUUCCGCUUUACUCCGGACACUUUUUACCGUCGCACCACAAACACGGAAGUUGUGAGUUACAGCCGCAGAAGCCCAAAUAUCUCCUCAUUCACUCCAUUAGCGCACUACACUGGAGUUAGAUAGAAGACCUUCUGCGCACUACGUAGCGCACUAUAUGACUCGGGGAGGGAUUUGUGAUCAAACCGCCACACAACCCAAACACGUUGAGUUUGAACAGCACGCUAGAGUAGUGUGCACGGGCGUUUUAUAGCUGCUGCUUCAUUUAUUAUAAACAAACAAUGGUGGGGAAAAUAAAGCGGGUGCGACAGAAACUUCACCACGACGCCGUGAAGAUAAACACCGCGGAGGAAAAAACUUCAUCAUGUCUGGAAAAGGCCCCCGCUUUACCUUUAAACAUCACCACAAAAACAGAGACGCGAAUAAAAUCGGCUGAUAAAAACCCCAGAGACGUGAAGGCGUUAAACUUCCCCAAGGGGGUUUUCGCUGGUACUGUGAUUCCUCCUGAAGCUCUGGUUCAGACUCUCAGUGUUUCCGAGCUUCCAGCAAAACCAACUGCCGAACCAUCUGAGGAAAAGCCCAGAGGUGUCGGGGAAAAGAAGCAGCAGUCGAAGAAGGAGAAGAUGAAGGAGAGACGAGAGCGAUGGCUGAACAAGAUCAGCGCCAUUAAACUGGCCCGUGAGAAUCGGACGGAGCUCGCACGCCGCAAGGCCACGCCCGUCGUCGGGGAUAUGAGGGUAUUGGCUGACGCACUUCCUGAGAUCCUCCCUUGCAUCAGAGCGCCCACGUCCAAGAAACAGAAAGGUACGGUGAAGAAGAAAGCAGAACCUACAGAUUACUGUAAGAUGAAGCCUGCGCAGAAACGCAAACUGCUUGAGAUGGAAAUGUCCCGCUUCAGUGAGGCCAUGAAAGACACCGCCUUCAAGUCCAACCCGCUCGCUGCGAUUGGUGAACACUUGAGGAAACGGCUCAAACAGGAAGAAGAGCAGAGUUAAUUCCGCCCGCUUUCUCCUAACGGACUCCUCCAUGAUCACACACACCGACACGCUCCAUGACCUGACUGCCGCUGUGUCUCUGCCCUCUCCGUGUGUGUGUGUGUGUGUGUGUGUGUGUGCGUGCGCGUUAGUGCGUAAGUAAUGUAUAGCCCUGUCUCUGCCAACUCUUUCAUUAUUACUCCCAGUGCUCAAGUUCAGAACCUCGAGAUGUUCCUCAUCGGCGCUGACUGUUCCACCGUGAGAAGAUGAUUAUGAACUCUGCAGUUCUGCAAAAAAAAAAUACAGAUGAUUGCAGUAUUAAAGGAAUAGUUCAUAAAAUCACUUCCCAGGUGUUCAUAUUAAAGAUGUCUUUGUGAAUCAAAGCAGGAAUCUCAGGAGUGAAGGGGAUCAGCGGUGACUGAUGAAUCGCUCCGACGCCCCGUCAGGCUCCUGAUAGACUAAUGUGAUCAAUACAGUGCAGAGACUGAGAGAGAGAGGCCAUUAGCUUUCAUUAAUAAACCAUCAGAUAGAGACGUGUUGGCAGAGCAACAAAAGCUCGGCAGCAUCGUGGUCGCAAACGCCCGGUUAGAAACCCAUCUCCAGCCUUAGCACUUAGUCCACGGUCUGACUGAGUGUUCAGUAUUCUCUGUGUUCACAAUCACAAAUUUAACACAGUGUAGGUCUGAUAACAGAGAAGAACGAGCACAAGGCUGACCUCGGAUCAGCAGGAAUGAGCUGCUUUAUUUUAUUCAAAUCAAAACGUGAUUUAAAUGAUUUUUAGUUUCAGAGUCGGAAGCCAAAAUAUAGGUUUUAUGCAAGGAGUAAAUAAACUGUGUAGUUUUAUAUUGUAUGCUACGCUAUAGUAUAUAAUAAUUAAGUAAUAAAACAGUACGUGUGGUGCUGUUCAAGGAAAACAAUCAACGAUGGGGUGGUGUAACCAUUCUGUCACCACUCUGAAGUUGAUUAUUUCCCUAUAACAGCACCUCCCAUAAGUGUUUUAUUCCACUUAUGCAACACUGACUUUCCAACUAUUUUUAUUUAUUAAAGAAUGUCCUGGAACUUUUUAUCCAUUUAUAUU
Molecule: messenger RNA, 2644 nt
Organism: Ictalurus furcatus (blue catfish)
Lineage: Eukaryota; Metazoa; Chordata; Actinopteri; Siluriformes; Ictaluridae
Gene: slx9
Product: SLX9 ribosome biogenesis factor
Exons: 6
Coding region: 874-1587 (237 amino acids)
Biological process (GO): maturation of SSU-rRNA from tricistronic rRNA transcript (SSU-rRNA, 5.8S rRNA, LSU-rRNA)
Cellular component (GO): preribosome, small subunit precursor; nucleolus; 90S preribosome
Source: RefSeq, a predicted model, not a curated record